Molecule: messenger RNA, 4359 nt
Organism: Octodon degus (degu)
Lineage: Eukaryota; Metazoa; Chordata; Mammalia; Rodentia; Octodontidae
Gene: Igsf1
Product: immunoglobulin superfamily member 1
Exons: 19
Coding region: 158-4078 (1306 amino acids)
Source: RefSeq, a predicted model, not a curated record
UGCAUCUGAAGGAGCUUGCUGGAGAACCUCCAACAGCGGAGCUGGCCUUCAACUACCAUCUCACCACCUGCUGAGGAGCAAAUCCUUUCAAGACCCAGAGUCCACAUCCAGCACCAGAGGCACCAAGACACCGGAGAGAACAGGGCAGGGGGCCACCAUGCUGUGGACGUUCACUCUCUUGCUCUUCUGUAUUCCAGUGGAAUCACAACCAGAGCUGUGGAUGGAGUCCAAUUACCCAGACACCCCUUGGAAGAACAUCACGCUUUGGUGCAGAAGCCCCUCUCAACUGUCAAGCAAGUUCCUGCUUCUGAAGGAUAAGACACAGAUGACAUGGAUCCGGUCUUCCUACAAGACCUUCCAGGUUUCCUUCCUCUUAGGUGCCCUCACUGAAUCCAACACAGGUCUUUAUAGGUGCUGCUACUGGAAGGAGACAGGCUGGUCAAAGCCCAGCAAAAUUCUAGAGUUGGAAGCACCAGGCCAGCUGCCUAAGCCCAUCUUCUGGACCCAGGCUGAGACACCCCCUCGUCCUGGAUGUAACAUUAACAUCCUGUGCCAUGGCUGGCUGCAGGAUUUGGUAUUCAUGCUGUUUAAAGAGGGGUAUGCAGAGCCUGUGGAUUACCAAGUCCCAACUGGGAGAGUGGCCAUAUUCUCCAUUGACAACAUGACAUCUGAGAAGGAAGGGGUUUACAUAUGCCGCACUCACAUCCAGAUGCUCCCCACUCUGUGGUCAGAGCCCAGCAACCCCCUGAAGCUGGUCAUAGCAGGACUCUACCCCAAACCAACUCUGACAGCACAUCCUGGGCCCAUCAUGGCACCCGGAGAAAGCCUGAGUCUCAGGUGCCAAGGGCCAAUCUAUGGAAUGACCUUUGCUUUAAUGAAGCUUGAAGACACGGAGAAGUCUUUUUACCAUAAGAAGUCAAAAAAUAAUGAGGCAUAUUUCUUUUUCCCGACUCUGAAGAUCCACGAUUCUGGACGUUACCUCUGUUUUUACUAUGAUGGGUCAUACAGGGGUUCACUGCUUAGUGAUAUCCUGAAAAUCUGGGUAACCGAUGCUUUCCCCAAGACCUGGCUCCUUGCUCGGCCUAGUUCUGUGGUGCCAAUGGGCCAGAACAUAAGCCUGAGGUGUCGAGGAUCAGUGGAUAGUGUGGGACUGGCACUCUAUAAGAAAGGAGAAGACAAACCACUUCAGCUUUUGGAUGCCACCAGUGUUAAUGACAACAAACCAUUCUUUCUCCAUGAUGUGACCCACUGUGAUGCUGGUAUUUAUAGUUGUCACUAUCGUUUCACCUGGAAGACCUCCAUUAGGAUGGGAACACACAACACUGUGGAGCUUGUGGUUGUAGCUUGGCCCAGCAGCAUUGUUAAGAGAGGAAUGACCAUCACCCCUCAGGGCCGAAUGUCUCAUCCCAUACUUGAAUUUUCUCUGGUGUGGGACAAAAGAGCAACAUUCCGUAAACUCUCAAAGGAUGGAAACUUCAUCAUCACUAACGUUGAAAGGAAAGGCACAGGGACCUACAGUUACAGCUAUUGCGUAGAGGCACAUCGUAAUAUCUGGUCACAUCGCAGUGAGCCUCUGAAGCUGAAGGGGCCAGCAGGCUUUCUCACCCGGAAUUCCAUUCUGAGUGAAGCUUUCAGGUUGUCCCUAAUCAUACAGCUUGUUGCCCUGCUGUUUGUAUUGCUGUGGAUCAGGUGGAAGUGCCGGAGACUCAGAAUCAGAGAAGCCUGGUUGCUGGGAACAGCUCAAGGGGUCACCAUGCUCUUCAUCGUCACAGCCCUUCUCUGCUGUGGACUGUGCAAUGGGGUAUUGACAGAAGAGACUGAAAUCAUCAUGCCAACCCCUAAGCCUGAGCUGUGGGCAGAGACGAACUUCCCUCUGGCCCCGUGGAAGAACUUAACCCUCUGGUGCAGAAGUCCUUCUGGCUCAACGAAGGAGUUUGUGUUGCUGAAGGACGGGACGGGGUGGAUCGCUACUCGCCCAGCCUCAGAGCAGGUCCGGGCCGCCUUCCCGCUUGGUGCCCUUUCCCAGAGUCACAGAGGGAGUUAUCAUUGCCAUUCAUGGGAGGAGAUGGCUGUGUCAGAGCCCAGUGAAGCACUUGAGCUGGUGGGGACAGAUAUCCUUCCCAAACCUGUCAUUUCAGCUUCUCCCCCAGUCCGGGGCAAGGAACUGCAAAUCCGGUGCAAAGGAUGGCUGGCAGGCAUGGAAUUCGCUCUGUACAAGGAGGGAGAGCAGGAACCUGUCCAGCAACUUGGUGCUGUUGGGAGAGAAGCUUUCUUUACAAUCAGAAGAAUGGACGAUAAAGACGAAGGCAAUUACAGCUGCCGCACACACACAGCAACAGUGCCCUUCAAAUGGUCUGAGCCCAGUGAGCCCCUGGAACUUGUCAUUAAAGAAAUGUAUCCAAAGCCCUUCUUCAAGACAUGGGGCAGCCCUCUGGUCACGCUGGGUACACGAUUGACUUUCAAUUGCUCCACUCCACACCAGCACAUGAGCUUUAUUCUCUACAAAGAUGGCAGUGAAAUAGCGUCCAAUGACCGCUCCUGGGUAAAUCCAGGGGCCAGUGCAGCUCACUUCCUCAUCUAUUCAGUGGGGAUUGGAGAUGGAGGGAACUACAGCUGCCGUUAUUAUGACUUUGAUAUCUGGUCUGAGCCCAGUGACACAGUGGAACUUGUGGUGACAGAAUUCUACCCCAAGCCCACUCUCCUGGCACAACCAGGUCCGGUGGUGUUUCCUGGGAAGAAUGUGACGCUUUGUUGCCAAGGGACUUUGACAGGCAUGAGGUUUGCCCUCUUGCAGGAGGGAACCCAGGCUCCCUUACAGUUCCAGAGUGCUGCAGGGAGCUCAGUUGACUUCAUCCUCCACACUGUGGGAGUAGAGGACUCUGGGAACUACAGCUGCGUCUACUAUGAGACAACCAUGUCGAACCGGGGCUCAUAUUUCAGUGUGCCUCUCAUGAUCUGGGUGACUGACACAUUCCCCAAGCCGUGGCUCUUUGCUGAGCCCAGUUCUGUGGUCCCCAUGGGGCACAAUGUUACACUGCGGUGCCAGGGGCCAGUUCGUGGAAUAGGGUACAUUUUGCACAAGGAAGAAGAAGCCACUUCAAGGCAGCUCUGGGGGUCCAUUAGUGUUGAUGGAACAUUCCCCAUCACCAAUGUAUCUGCUGCUAGCAUAGGUCAUUACAGCUGUUACUACCACCCUGAUUGGACCAGCCUCAUAAAGAUACAGCCCAGCAACACCUUGGAGCUCAUUGUCACAGGAUUACUCCCCAAACCCAGCUUGUUAGCCCAGCCUGGUCCCGUGGUGGCCCCUGGAGAAAAUAUGACUCUUCAGUGCCAAGGAGAACUGCCAGACUCAACAUUUGUCCUGUUGAAGGAAGGGAUUCAGGCCCCCUUAGAACACAAGAGGCCAAGUGGGUACAGAGCAGACUUCUGGAUGUCCGUGGUGAGAGGUGAAGAUUCUGGGAUCUAUAGCUGUGUUUAUUAUCUGGACUCUGCUCCCCUUGUGGCUUCAAAUCACAGUGACUUGCUGGAGAUAUGGGUGACUGACAAGCCUCCUAAACCCUCACUGUCAGCCUGGCCCAACACAGUGUUCAAGCUGGGGAAGGACAUCACCCUUCAGUGUCGAGGACCCUUGCCAGGUGUGGAAUUUGUCCUAGAACAUGAGGGAGAGGAAGCACCUCAGCAGUUCUCAGAAGAUGGAGACUUUGUCAUCAACAAUGUAGAAGGAAAAGGCAUAGGAAACUACAGUUGCAGCUACCGCCUCCAGGCCUCCCCUGAUAUCUGGUCAGAGCCUAGUGAUCCUCUGGAGCUGGUGGGAGCAGCAGGGCCUGCUGCUCAAGAGUGCACUGUGGGUAACAUUGUCAGAAGUAGCCUCAUUGUGGUGGUUGUGGUAGCCUUGGGGGUGGUGCUAGCCAUAGAGUGGAAGAAGUGGCCUCGACUCCGAACCAGGGGCUCAGAGACAGAUGGCAAAGACCAGACCAUAGCGCUUGAAGAGUGUAACCAAGGAGAACCUGGGACCACCACAAGCUCUCCCUCAUCAACCACCUGUGGGAUCUCCAUGGAACAGCCAGUCCCAAUAUAAUAAUCUUCUUUUCCAGAGUUUUCUUCUCUUCUUUUUCACCCUCAGAGAUCUGAAAAUAUGACUGGUUACCCUGAGAGUCAGUUCCACCUACUGGUUUUUGGCUUCUGAUAACCUGAGUUGAGUCAAGGGGAAUUUGAGAGUUGCAAGCUCAACCAGGACAAGAUGUUUCCUGAAGAGAGGUGCCCCCAUCCCCUAUAACUCCUCACUGUACUGAUUUACUGGUGCAUGAAAUUCUAUUAAAAUGUAUUCUUCUGAAUAAAGAGACUAUUCACUAUUUAACU